CGCAGAACAGUGAAGCAACAGCCCCAAUGAAAAACAACAACAAUCACUACAGCAGAGCGAAGAAAGCGCGAUGGCUCCGUGAAGCUCAACACUUUACCACCUUGUCACAGUUCUAAUCUCAGCCCGACUGCUGCUGUUUCUACCGGAGCUUUUUAAGUCGAUGGUGCCGAGCUCAUGAACUUGGCCAGUCAAAGCGGGGACGCCGGCGGAAGCCAGCUCCUCUUCGCCAACUUUAACCAGGACAACACGUCCUUAGCUGUUGGCACCAAAUCAGGAUACAAGUUUUUCUCCCUGUCCUCUGUGGACAAAUUGGAGCAGAUAUAUGAAUGUACGGACACGGAGGAUGUGUGUAUUGUGGAGCGUCUGUUCUCCAGCAGCCUGGUGGCCAUCGUCAGCCUGAAGGCCCCCAGGAAGCUCAAAGUCUGUCACUUCAAGAAGGGAACUGAGAUCUGCAACUACUCCUAUUCCAACACCAUACUGGCUGUCAAACUCAACAGACAGAGGCUGAUAGUGUGUCUGGAGGAGUCGCUGUACAUUCACAACAUCCGAGACAUGAAAGUGCUGCACACUAUCAGAGAGACUCCACCCAACCCGUCAGGACUGUGUGCCCUCUCCAUCAGCAAUGAUAACUGUUACCUGGCGUACCCGGGCAGUGCCACAAUAGGAGAAGUCCAGGUGUUUGACACAGUCAACCUGCGAGCAGCUAAUAUGAUUCCAGCCCACGACAGCCCAUUAGCGGCUCUGGCUUUUGAUGCCAGUGGAACCAAACUGGCCACAGCCUCAGAGAAGGGCACAGUCAUCCGUGUCUUCUCAAUUCCAGAGGGACAGAAGCUCUUUGAGUUUCGGCGAGGAGUCAAGAGGUGUGUGAGCAUCUGUUCGUUGGCAUUCAGUAUGGAAGGCCUUUACCUGUCGGCCUCCAGCAACACAGAGACGGUCCACAUCUUCAAAUUAGAGACGCAGAAGGAGAAGUAUGUGCCGGCAGAGGAGCCCACCACAUGGGGAGGGUACCUGGGCAAGGUCCUAAUGGCAUCCACCACCUACCUGCCUUCCCAGGUGACAGAAAUGUUCACCCAGGGUCGAGCCUUCGCUACCGUACGUCUGCCCUUCUGUGGACAUAAGAACAUCUGCGCCUUAGCUGUCAUUCAGAAGAUUCCCAGGUUGUUGGUAGCAGCAGCCGAUGGCUACCUGUAUCUGUACAACCUGGAUCCACAAGAAGGAGGGGAAUGCACACUUAUGAAGCAGCACAGAUUAGAUGGCAGUGCUGAACCACCCAAUGAGAUCCUUGAGCAGGGGUCACAUGAUCGCCCUCUUGUGGCCCAAACCUACAGUGCCGCUGUCACUAAAGGUUACUGCGAAGAGCAGGGCGCCGUGGGAGGGGCGGGGCUAGAAGAUGACCUCAACGACUUACGUUUAGAGGAAGAGAACGAGCAGCCACCACUCAUCCUUGAAACUGACUGACUUAACGGACGGCUGUACCCACCAAUCAGAGGGCUCCUCUGGUGCUGCUAUGAACAUGUGACACAAGGGGGGCAGGGGCAGGAUCAGAGCCUGUGGGGGGGUGGGGUGGGGGGGGGAUUGUGGGUUUAAAUGCUUAAAGCGCUCAAGAGCCUGUCUGUCUGUGCGUUUGUCUGUUCACACUCAUGUCUAAUUUUUCUCCUUCCCUCCUUCCUUCGUUCCCUUUUCCCUCAGUUUCGCCUGCGCAGGCCAAACUGAAGCUUUGCAUGUACAUGUGCCAACCGCUAAAAACAUGCUCCAAUGUGAAGAUGAGUAUCUGUGAGUGUGCGUGUUGGACGUUUUGAUCAAAAAAAUGUAGCUGUGUCUCCACUGAAGACACACACACACAGACGCAGGCACUGUGUUAAAAUGAAAGUGAAGACGAUUGUGUAAGUGCCUCUCUGCCCCAGCGUCAUGGUUUCUUCUGUUCGAGAGGGGGAUCUCUUUGCAUUGGCUUAAUAAAAAUCUAUUUUCAGUUGUCGGAUCUUAA
This is a messenger RNA of Thunnus maccoyii (southern bluefin tuna), 1984 nucleotides long. It is a transcript of the gene wipi2, whose product is annotated as WD repeat domain, phosphoinositide interacting 2. Bases 175 to 1458 code for a protein of 427 amino acids. Gene Ontology annotation, cellular component: cytosol; extrinsic component of membrane; phagophore assembly site membrane. Gene Ontology annotation, biological process: protein localization to phagophore assembly site; protein lipidation; nucleophagy. The record is from RefSeq and is a predicted model, not a curated record. NCBI's taxonomy places the organism in Eukaryota, Metazoa, Chordata, Actinopteri, Scombriformes, Scombridae. The transcript is spliced from 12 exons. Gene Ontology annotation, molecular function: phosphatidylinositol-3-phosphate binding; protein binding; phosphatidylinositol-3,5-bisphosphate binding.